UGUUAUAAAUUAAAAUUAGAGAUUAUCAACCAUGAGCGACAAAAAAGGAAGAGUUGAUGAAUUGAUAGAUUGUAUUAGAAUUAAGCUAUUCCAAUUGAUCAAUUGACUCCAGAUUAACAUCAUUUCAGAAUGAGUUCCCACACUGAGUCUAUGACCAAGCGUUCAUUAAUUGCAACCAUUGCUGAUGAAGAUUCCGUCACUGGAUUAUUAUUAGCUGGUGUAGGUCAAGUAUCAACUGAAGUUGGUAAAGAAACUAAUUUCUUAACUGUUAUUCCAGAAAAGACUACCGUGGAACAAAUUGAAGAAGCAUUCGAUAGAUUCACUUCAACCAGAGAUGAUAUAGCUAUAUUGUUGAUUAAUCAACAUUUAGCUGAUUUAAUAAGAUUCAAAGUCGAUAGUUAUACCAAUGCAUUCCCUGCCAUUUUAGAAAUCCCAUCUAAAGAUCAUCCAUAUGAUCCUUCAAAGGAUUCAAUCUUAAAGAAAGUCAGAAGAUUAUUCGGUGAGUAAGUUUAUUACUCUUAUUCUGUGGUCACUGGGUUCAACUUUAUCUCCCCCUCGUUUUUAUAUUCAUCUUAUUCAAAUUCACUUCUUUUAACUAUUUACGAUAUUUCACAAGCUAUUAUUACACACCAUUUCUUUCAUUUUAAACUUAUUGGCCACUCCUCCCAUGAUAACUCAUUAAUCUUGAGAAAGAUUACAUAGAAUAUAGUAUCGGCAUUCAUAUAAUAUAUACACUUUUUACUUAAUAAAUUAUA
This is a messenger RNA of Scheffersomyces coipomensis, 755 nucleotides long. RefSeq names its product H(+)-transporting V1 sector ATPase subunit F (gene VMA7). Gene Ontology annotation, biological process: proton transmembrane transport. NCBI's taxonomy places the organism in Eukaryota, Fungi, Ascomycota, Pichiomycetes, Serinales, Debaryomycetaceae. The record is from RefSeq and is a predicted model, not a curated record. Gene Ontology annotation, molecular function: proton-transporting ATPase activity, rotational mechanism. Gene Ontology annotation, cellular component: fungal-type vacuole membrane; proton-transporting V-type ATPase, V1 domain. Bases 130 to 507 code for a protein of 125 amino acids. The transcript has a single exon.